Aspergillus sclerotioniger CBS 115572 is the source of this 2597-nucleotide messenger RNA. Its product is annotated as Zn(II)2Cys6 transcription factor. The record is from RefSeq and is a predicted model, not a curated record. Gene Ontology annotation, cellular component: nucleus. Gene Ontology annotation, biological process: positive regulation of transcription by RNA polymerase II. The transcript has 5 exons. Gene Ontology annotation, molecular function: transcription cis-regulatory region binding; DNA-binding transcription factor activity, RNA polymerase II-specific; zinc ion binding. The coding region runs from base 235 to 2361 and encodes 708 amino acids. Lineage: Eukaryota; Fungi; Ascomycota; Eurotiomycetes; Eurotiales; Aspergillaceae.
UCUCCGGGCUCCGAUCCCGGUUCUUUCGACCGCCAAGCUCCGCCACGACGACGACGAAAGCUCCCUCGCUCCAUGCGUCCAAACUAGAAACGUCAAUCUGCAGCUCAUCUGAUGACUAUGAAUCAAUAGUGGGGUAUAUGAUAACGAUUCUUUUCUGUAGCAUGAAGAAUGCUAUCUUUUCAAAGACGGGAGCAAGACUAAGUUCCUCUUCUGACGCCACACGCCGUCGACACGAUGCCUGGGGUUCCAUCGAAUAAGGCGUGUGAGCGAUGUAAAAAGCGUCAUCUCAAGUGCGACGAGACACGUCCGAAUUGUCAGCGUUGCACCAAUGCCGGAGUUGAAUGCCCGGGAUAUGUUCAGACCCGGAAGUUCAUCGAUCAGGGCGCCUCAGUCCGACGUCGGUAUGCUCCCUAUAGAGAUAGCGACUCCAAGCGAGGCACUCCAGACAGUCCGAGGAGGAUUACCAGAGAAAGUCCGGCCGGUAUAGAUAUAGAUGGAAGCGUAACGGGAGAUAUGAUAAGCCAGAGCACUCUCUCGUCACAGAGGACUGCGUCAUCUGCAGCAGAUCAACUCCUGGAGGCCAGUCAAGGCUUUUUUGGAUCGUCAGGAGAGGAGUCGAGAGAGCACAAUUUAUCACAAGCGCAUGCCCAGGAUGAAACUGACAGAAGUGCUCCCAACCAGCCAGCUGCAAUCCUCCAAGCUGAUACUACGACAACACUUCAACAGCCAUGGAGUGUUUUGAACAGGGGCAACCCUCAAUUUGCACUUAGUCCAAACAACACAUUCGGUGAUGCGUCUCACCCCCAAGGCAACACUCCUGUCCAUUUUCAACAUGAAAACGCACCGACACCUGCUAGGAUACCAUCUCUAGAUAGCCAAUCAUCUAGGGGCGAGAAAGAGGACUUCCACGAUGUUGUGUCGGAGCUGAUGACUGACACUGAGCACGAGAUCUCUUUUCUCAUACGUCAUUUCAGUCAAGUCAUAGCACCAUGGCUCGAUCUAUCGGAUUCUAGAAGAUUCUUCGCAACCUACGUUCCUCUACGUGCUAUUGACAAUGACUUCGUGAGAUAUUCGAUCGCCGCCUUGGCAGCAAAACAUCUCGGCCAAAUGAAAGGAGCGACAUGUACGGCAAGCAUUGGGAUGUUCACGACUCCGGCAACCAUGGAGACGUAUCUGAACGCUCCGGAUGUGGACUGGUUUUUGAAAGCUGCAAACUAUUACUAUCUUGCUAUCACACGUAUGAGCUCCAGCAUGUCAGAGUCCUAUAUGCCGUCCAGCUCUGCUGUUCUGGAAUAUCCGGUGGACAUAAUAGACAACUGGCUGCGUCAGAAAAUGCUGAAUAGCCCACCAUCUGCGACAGACAGCUCCGUCUGGAAAAAGGCGGAGACUUUACUAACUACAGCAACAGUCCUUACCAUGUAUAGACUCAUAUGUGAGCCUGGAGAGAAGUGGCAGUCCUAUCUCACAGGCGUCAAGCCACUAUUUGAAUCACUACUGCAACUAUAUGGCAAUUCCUCAGAUAACCCUGUCAAAUUCUCCCACGGAAUAAAGGCAUCAUUUUGGAACUUUGCGCGUCAGGAUUAUCUAGCAUCAUACUUCAGCCGCCUACCCACCUAUCUCGACCCCACCAAUCUCCCACUAUGGCGAGCAGCCGGUCUCCCCAUCAACGAGCAAGGCGAGAUCAUUUCAGCCAGCUACAUAUUCCACUCUCACGAAGACCUCGCCUCAAACAGCCUGACCUGGCUUAUGUCCAAAGUGACCAACUUCCUCGCCCACUUCAAAACAUCGCAACUAGACCAAAUAGUCCCCCAAUCACCAACCACCGCCCCCAUCAGUCCUCCAUCCCCAACUACAUGGCUCAACCUCUCUUUCGAACUCCAAUCCUGGGUCGACCGCAUGCCCGAAACCUUCCGCCCAUGUCUCCGCCUCAACAACCCCCGAGACACGUCUAAACUACCCGAGGUCUCUUACAUGCCAUUUCCCGAAAUAUACUACAGUCUUCCCUCAUGCGCGGCCUCAAUGCAACAAUACCAUUUCGCCCGUCUCGCGCUAUGUCUCAAUCGUCCCGCCGACGCCAUCACAAGCCCCACCACCGCAUUCGACCGGAUUCAAAGCUACAGAGAAGUAACCAAGGAAGCAGACUACCGUUGCAAAGAAAUCAUCGGCAUCUCACUGGCCCGACCGCAGGGUUGUGCACGUAUAUAUAUGACCGCCUUCCUCUUCGGCGCUGGUCAAUGUCUAGAGAAGCCCACUGAGCGCCAAAUCCUCCUUGAUUUGCUCUGCGGUAUCGGGGCGGACCUAGGAUGGGAGACAGAGUCGGGGAUUCAGAAGCUAAAGGCCUUGUGGGGGGAAAAUCAGUAGCUUAGAUCGUUUUAGAAUUCGUUUUCAUCAUAGACAUUAUUGAAAGACUUGUCGGCAAAGAUAGAUGAAUGCCAACCCUCGACCCCACAGCGGCUUAAUCCCGCCAACCCAACUAAACCCCACGCUCAAGUGGAGUCAAAUCCGGGGAAGUGGAGUCCACCCACCGCACCCAAUAAGAAAAAAACAAUCACGACGUCGUCCAGGAGCAAUAAAGGAACCUCAUCGACUUCAAGGUC